GAAACAAUCCCCCUCCCGCCCUACCGCCCGUUAGGUCAAUGCCGAUACACGAUGGCGAUAUGUACAACCCCUCAUUAGCCGGCAAUCAACGACGCCCCACUCCCUUCGUUCGGGAUCCGGCCUCUAAGCUUGCCUAGCACCAUAUUCCCUCACACAGGCCUCGGGCAAAAUCCUUAGACAGGGCGGCAGAAUGGUUAAGUCCCCAUGGGGUACUUAGUAGCGGCCGUCGCGGCAGCAAUGUUCAUAACCCUGCCGGCUCGCUUGCGAGAACCUCAUCUCCGAGACGAGCCGCUGUUCUAAUCAUAAUAAUAAUACGACUGCUGCUGCUCCUCGUUUCUGUCGCCGCUGUAUCCGCUGCCUCCGCCGUCUCUACACGCACCACCACCGCUCACUACAGCGGCACAUGGGGAUUAUACGCCUCCUAUAAGUUGAAGACAUACCUAAACUUUUGUGACAUAUCAUCACAGCCUCUUGCCUGCUCUCUAUCCCCCCCCUCUCUCUUUCCCUCUGUCUUUUUUUCCCUCUCUCUUUCUCUUCCUCUUCGCUCGGACUGCGUGAAUCAUGGCUGAUUUUAGGGAUUUACGGAUAUCCGUCAUUGGCGCGGGCAUGGGCGGUCUCGCCUGUGCGCUCGCCUUCGCCAAAAAGGGGUUUAAGCAUGUCGACGUAUACGAGACGGCCUCGAAUUUAGGCUUCGUCGGCGCCGGCAUCCAGCUCGCCCCUAACAUGGUCCGCGUGCUCGACCGCUGGGGCUGCUGGGAGGGCAUUGAGGCCGAAGCCACCAACAUCCUCGCCUCGAGCAUCCGCGAGGGCUCCACUAACCGCGAGCUCGUCCACGUCCAGAUGCCCGAUAUUGCCGAGAAGUACGGCUACCCCCACUGCACCGGCCACCGCGCCUCGCUCGCCGGCGGCCUGUACGAGGGCUGCAAGAAGCAGCCCAACAUUACCUUCCACUUCGCGACGUCGCUGACUGCUAUCACUUCGUUCGGACCCGAGAAGACCGUGUUCACGGCCCAGCCCCGCGACGGCGAAGCCUACGAGGUCGAGACCGACGUCUUGCUAGGCGCCGAUGGCAUCAAGUCGGCGGUGCGCGCAGCGCUGCUAGACACACUUAACAUCACUGACGAGGUCGAGGAUACGGGCCAGGCCGCAUACCGCAUCAUGCUGCCGCGGUCGCAGAUGGAGAACGACCCAGAGCUGCUCGAGCUGCUCGACGCCGACGUGGCGCUGCGGUGGAUUGGAGAGAAGCGGCACAUCGUCGCGUACCCGAUUAGCGGCAAGACGAUCUACAACCUCUCGACGUGCCAGCCCGACGUCAACUUCGCCGCCGCGACCAAUGCGACGUACACGACACGCGGCAGCAAGCCCGCCAUGCUCAAGGUCUACGCCGACUUCUGCCCCGUCGUCCAAAAGAUGCUUAACCUCGUGCCCGAAGGCGAGGUCUGCGAGUGGCGCUUGCGCUCCCACAAACCCCUGCCGACCUGGGUCCACGGCGCCGUCGCCCUCGUCGGCGAUGCCUGCCACCCGACGCUGCCGCACCUGAGCCAGGGCGCGGCGAUGGCGAUCGAGGACGCGGCGGUGCUCGCCGAGGUGGUGAGCCGGGCGCCGGACGGCGGCGCCGACCGCGCGGCGCUGUCGCGCGCCAUCAAGACGUACGAGCUGCUUCGCAAGGAGCGGACGACGUUGCUGGUCGACCUCGCGGCGUCGUCGGCACGCACGCUGCACCUCGGCGAGGGCAAGGCCAGGGAGGAGCGCGACCGCCAGUUCGCCGCCGCCAAGCAGAAGGGCGCGCCCAUCCCCGACAAGUGGGCCAGCCCCGAGGUCCAGCACAUGAUCUACACAUACGACUGCGUCAAGGACGCCCAAGAAAGGUUCGACGGGCUGUACGCGGGGCUCGCCGGCGCCGCCGACGACGCGCAGGGCGGCCACGCGAACGGCAACGGCUUCGCGAACGGCCACGCGCAGGGCAUAACGGUAUAAGCUAGAAAGGCGGCAGGAAAAGAACUACCUACUAGCCAGUCAGUCUAAUUGCAGCAUUGUACGAAGGAGGGACAGCUAGACACGUUAUUACCAGGGCAUGCGCGAGCCAAGCGCACACGCACAUA
This is a messenger RNA of Durotheca rogersii, 2102 nucleotides long. Its product is annotated as FAD/NAD(P)-binding domain-containing protein. Gene Ontology annotation, molecular function: monooxygenase activity; FAD binding. The transcript has 2 exons. The record is from RefSeq and is a predicted model, not a curated record. Gene Ontology annotation, biological process: secondary metabolite biosynthetic process. The coding region runs from base 562 to 1977 and encodes 471 amino acids. NCBI's taxonomy places the organism in Eukaryota, Fungi, Ascomycota, Sordariomycetes, Xylariales, Xylariaceae.